Messenger RNA from Theobroma umbraticum, 2803 nucleotides. NCBI's taxonomy places the organism in Eukaryota, Viridiplantae, Streptophyta, Magnoliopsida, Malvales, Malvaceae. The record is from RefSeq and is a predicted model, not a curated record.
CUAAUAUUUACCUCUCUGUUCCACAGAAAAGAAAAUAAAAAUAAUACUAUACUAGAAGCAUCUUUGUUUUACCAGCUUCUUUACUAAUCUCCACUAUAUAUAGAUUUUACGUGCGGUUCACGAUAGCGGGCAUAGGAUAAGGGAGAUGACUGCCAUAUCUAGCCAUCGGGCCGCCUUUCUGUUUUAAGUUUCUUUUGCAUUCUCUCACCGUACAAGCAUUUUUCACACUUAAUUCGUUUUUCUUCAUUAUAUAUAUAAUUACUAUAUCAUCAUCAUCUCUCUGCCUCUCUUCUCUCUUUCUGUCUCUGUUUCUUCUGCUUCUUCUCUGUCUUUUUAACAUGGAAAAUUUUCAGGGAUUUUCCCCUAAUUCAUCGACAUUAUCAGCAUCUUCCUUGUCAUUAAACAUGACGAAUUCGCUUGGUUAUGCUGAAUUUCAAGGUAACAAGGCUAAUGGGCUAUUGGGAUUAAUGGCGGAAAUGGAAGGUCCGGCCAGCUUGAAUGUGCACAACAUUUCUCAGAACAAAACCUUUCCUGAGAUCAACAGCUUGGCUGGGACUGAAACUGAAACUGAUGUGAAAUUCGGUAAGAAAAAGGCAGAUAAAAAGAUAAGAAAGCCGAGAUAUGCUUUUCAAACAAGAAGCCAAGUUGAUAUUCUUGAUGAUGGCUAUAGAUGGAGAAAAUACGGGCAGAAAGCUGUGAAGAAUAACAAAUUUCCAAGGAUAGAAGUUCGUCAGCUACAUAUCCAAUGUUUCAGAGUAAAAAAUAAGGAUGCCAUAUGAAGACUGACUCUGAUUGCUGAAAAAUGAAGAACAAAUUCAUUUUAUGGCACUGGAAUAUCCAAAUUCAUGACCAAAAGAAUUAAUUACAACUGUAUGCAAAUUCUUAAUCGCUUUGCAAAUGUUUCUACUUUUAUGGGAAGGUACAGGAGAUUAUUCGUCCCUUCCAUCCUGGAAUAAACUGAUCCUUUCUUAGAAACCAUCAAUUGAUCAGCUGAUUACUUGGUAUCAUCUAAAGCGUCUUUCAGCAAGUGAUGACUCUUUCAGAACAUCUUGCUUUCCUGCCAAGGCAAUAUUGAUCAAACAAAUAUUAAACGCUUUAGUGUCAUUGAUAUGUGAUCAUGUCCCAACAGUUUGUCUCUGCCUACCUUUUCAUUUUUUAGUUCGAACUCAGGAUUAAGUACUUGCUAACACACGUACUGCCUGGACAGUUUAGCGAAAGGAUGAAGUUGUAAAAAAGAGAGAAAGGAGAAAAAUUAAGGAAGAAAGAGGGAAAGGUUGCCAGCCUAAAACCAGAAGGCUUGCACCCUAACUUAGGGCGUUAGGUUGGGCCGGGGUGACCCUGUUUGUCAUAGUUUUGUAACUUGCUACUGCCUUCGGCCUAGACAGGCCGCUUUAACUUUAACCUUACAUACAGAAGAGUUUCAUUAAUUAAAGGAGAAUAAUAAAUAGCCAGACAACAACAAAAGCAAGAAGGGCCGAAAGCUUUCAAGCUUAUUGAAGCUGUCAUGUGGCCAUAUAUAAUCCAUACACAAGUAGGUGAUGGGGGCCAUAUGCACAUUGGCUGCCCAUAUUCCAUGCAUCUUGCAAAAUUCCACUUCUAAAGCUUCACAAGCAUUAAAAUUUACAGAAAUUAGGCACCACUACCCUAGGAAUUGAAAUUAUAUCAUCGAACUAGUUGGAAGUGAGAUAUACUUGAGCAGAGAUUCACACUUCUCAGUGUUGGCCUUGUUUAACUUGUUAUACCAAAAAAUAUAUAGAAACCGGCUAGGCAUGCACUCGGUCAUAGACUUGUGCCUGGGUUGUUAAGAUUUGCAUUUGCUUUAGCAAAGUUUUCCCCUGUUAAUGCAUAUUGUAACCUUCUUGACCCUUGUAAUUUAAUAAUAAAAUCUUUGUAACUCUUACUAUUUGCUUUUAACUACAAUUAUUAAUUAAUGCACUAAUAAUGGAAUUUAAAACUUUCAUAUAUAAGUAAUUCAUAUAUUUAUGCUGAAUCUUUUAGCUGUAAAUAGGGAAAUUAAUAUCGAAUUAUUGAAUUAAGUUUAUGGUUGGCAUAUUUUUACUUUGGUCUAUGGCAAAUCAAGAAGUUAUUUUUGCUUAUUACAAUACUAAACAAAACCUCACUAUAUCUAGUUAGCACUCUAAAUUUACAUGCUGUCCCAAUGUCAAACAUAUAUAGUACGUGUAUGAUCUGACUUGGACAAACAUGGUCAGUAGAUGUCAUGAUCUUUAGGAAUUUUAUAAAUGGCCAUGACCGAAGUGACAGUGAAAAAUUUUCCAAUUUCUACUUGCUUCAUCUGAAGUAGCCAACUCAUGGAAUGACUUCAUUCAUUAAUUAUUUAUGACCCUUCAAAAUUAUCAUUUUGCUGUUAAAGUCAACUUCAAUGAAAUAUUUAGGUUGCCUCUAUUGACUAUAGCUAAAUAAAUACCAAGGACGAGUAUAUUCAUAUGAAUACACGUGCAUGCAUGACAGACACACCACUAAUUAAAUUAUUUUAACCAUGCAUGCCUUUGAAGUUGUCCAAUUAUUUCUAUGCAUGUAAUUGAAGUUGGAAAUCAAUUAUUUGGAGCCAAAAAUCUCCCAAAACGUCAACUUUUUAGCUCAAAUUAUAUAUAAAAUUAACAUAGUUACCUUUAUAAGGCUAUGAAAUUUGAUUCUUAGAUUAAGUUAUGAUAAUAUGCGUUUACUUUUAGACUUUUUUUCCUUUCUAGAGUUUGUACGGCUUCGUAUAUCUGAAUAGAUUAACAUUUAAAACGUAAUUGAUUUAAGUAGAAUUAUUAUUAAUUUGUUAGCAUAUUAUUUUUAA